This is a messenger RNA of Aspergillus aculeatus ATCC 16872, 3198 nucleotides long. RefSeq lists its product as uncharacterized. The annotation marks the transcript as partial. The transcript is spliced from 2 exons. The record is from RefSeq and is a predicted model, not a curated record. Lineage: Eukaryota; Fungi; Ascomycota; Eurotiomycetes; Eurotiales; Aspergillaceae.
CCCUGUACCUUGCCACUAUUUGAUUUCAGUCAAGUCCCUACGCGGCGGCUGCUACCAGAGUAUGCCACACAUGAAGUUGAGAUCUUCCUAUCCAGUGGAACGGUGGCUGCCUUCAGUUCUCUGGUGCGCCAGAUGGGUGCUACCGAGUUCCAUGGUCACUUAGCGAUACUGCAAGCCCUUUUGGCACGGCUCCUGGACAUCCGCGAGGGCUGCAUCGGAGUCGCAGAGCCUCAACGUGGAGGGCGCAAAGAAGCCCAACCGCUUCCUCAUUGCUUCAACAUCGAACCUCAGGACACAAUUACUGAGGUCAUCCACCGAGCCUGUCAGACUACCCCGGACACCCUGAAGUAUGGGCCUGGGAGGAUGAACGAUCUUCUCUCUCAUUAUUCAAAGUCACACCCGACUCCUGAACACCCUCUAUUUCAGGUGCAAUUGAUCUAUCAAGAUCACCAUGCUGGCAAUCUCUUCGAGAGUUCUAUCGAGAGUGAUGCUGCAGCUCCCUGCGAUCUCGUUCUAUACCUGACCCGGCAGCGGCCCCGUCUGGAUAUCACCGUUUCGGCCACAAUUUCGAAGAGAAUCGAGCAAAUGUCGCUCGCGAGGCCUGGAGUGGUUGCCGUCAAGGAUGCGGACGGGAACAGCUUCACAUAUAAGCAGAUGCAGCAGCACAUUCAACGCGCAGCAGCUGUUCUUCGCAUAAAUGGGGUUCAAGCCCAGGGCUAUGUCGCCGUAUGUUGCGAGCCGACCAUAUAUGCUGUUUGUCAUCUCUUGGCGAUAUGGCGUAUCAAUGCCAUAUAUGUACCGCUCGAUCCGCAGAAUCCCUUCUCUCGACUCCAACUGAUUUUGAACGACUGCCAACCCGCAGCGAUCAUAUACCACGACCCAACUGAAUCGGUCAUCCGGCGACUGAAUCUCCAUUCAAGUACUCCGGUCUCCAUCGCCGAGAUCUGCCGUGCCCAGACCCAGGCGUGUCCGGACUUGUCCCAGUGCGAAUCUGCAGCUUGUGUUCUUUAUACUAGCGGAUCCACCGGAACUCCCAAGGGAAUCCUGCUCACGCAUGCCAAUCUGCUGCAUCAGAUUCUGGGGGUGCGCCAUCGGUUUCAGAUCGAUUGUGAAACUGCGCUCCAACAAAGCUCACAUGGAUUUGAUGUCUCUCUUGAUCAGAUGCUUCAGCCUCUGGUGGGGGGCGGCACAUUGAUUGUUGCGCCGCGCCGUCUACGUGGAGAUGCUAUUGCGCUGUCUCGGCUGAUGCUGGUCGAGAACGUCACCUACACUUACGCCACACCAUCGGAAUACAUGGUGCUGUUGCGGUACGGAUCGGAUGCUCUGCACCAGCUGACUUCCUGGGGCACUGCCUUUGUGGGAGGUGAAGCCUUGCCACGACAUCUCAUUGAGUUAUUCCACGCCCUGCGGCGACCUGGGCUGCGGCUGAUCAAUCGGUAUGGACCGACUGAGAUCUCGAUUUCGAGCUCAUGUCUUGCGAUCGAUACUUUUGAUCCUGCCUGCAUCAAUCUGCAACCCAUUAGUGUCGGUUGGACCCUGCCCAACUACUCGACUUAUAUCAUCGACCUCGAUGGUGCGCCACUGCCAGUAGGGUUCACUGGGGAGAUUGUCGUCAGUGGUCCGGGAGUUGCCAGGGGAUAUCUACACAAAGAUGCCCUGACCAAACAGAGAUUCCGACCGGAUCCGUUCGCGGACUCCCCAAACAUGAGUAGUGGUUGCACCAUGUAUCGAACCGGUGAUAAAGGCCGUCUGCUCCCUACUGGGGAGCUUGUGUAUCUCGGGCGCAUCGACGGUGAUCACCAAGUUAAGCUGCGCGGCUACCGCAUCGAACUUGACGACAUUGCCAACACGAUUCUGAAGUCUACGGAAGGACGGCUUGCAGAGGCCGUGGUCUCUGUGCGCGGCUUGCACGACGCCGGAGGGGAUCGUCGCUUUCUGACAGCGUUUGUCGUCCCUGUCUGCACGCAGGAACUCGCGGCCGUGAACGAGAUGCUGCAGUUCCUCGACAAGCUCGUUGCCAACCUUCCACUGCCGCCGUACAUGCUACCUCAAGUCAUCGUCCCAGUCGAUGGCCUGCCACGAAACCCCAAUGGCAAGCUAGAUAGACGGGCAGUCGACCAACUACCAUUGCCCUCCAAGAGGCAACAUGCCAUGUCUCCCACGAUCUCGGAUUCCGAACGCUUCGUCAUCUGGAUCUGGGAGCAGUGCUUGGCUCAAUCCGCCCAGACAGCCGUCUGGAGUUCAACGACGGACUUUUUCCAAGCUGGGGGAAACUCCUUGUUGAUGGUGAAGGUGCAAGCUUUCCUACAGCAACACAUGAAGCGAUCGAUCCCUUUGUCCACGCUUUUCCAGUCCAGCACUAUAGGAGACAUGGCCGCGUUGCUGACCGGUGCGUCAACUCCGCCACCCGAGUCCAACAUUGAUUGGGAGCAGGAAACCCUACCCGGGCUGGAAGAGAAGUACAUCUGCGACGGGAGGAGCCCCCAGCUCAGUCCUCUCCACGCAGAGGGAGGCAUUGAGGUGUGUCUGACUGGCGCGACUGGGUUUCUCGGCUCUGCACUCCUGCGAUGCCUGGCGGCGGACCCUCGCGUGGCCCGCAUUCAUUGCAUCCAUCGCCUUACGCUGCCGUCGGUCGCAUCUGCUGCUGGCACGGCCAAGGUAGUCCGCUACAAGGGAGAUCUCACAGCACCCAGACUGGGUCUCGACCGUGGCUGUUGGCAGGAGCUGGCUUCGCGAGUCGACCUGAUCAUCCACAACGGCGCCGACGUCUCGUUCUUGAAGUCGUACCGAUCCUUACACCCGGCCAACGUGCAGUCCACCCGCCACCUCGCCUGCAUGGCCCUACGGCGUCAAAUUCCGCUCCACUUCGUCUCCACGGCCGAUGUGGCCCAAUUGACCGACAUGGACUCCCUACCCCCUCAGUCUGUGGCGCACAGCCUGCCUCCCGCGGAUGGCGCAGACAGCGGCUACGUGGCUUCGAAGUGGGCGAGCGAGGUCUAUCUGGAGAAGUGCGCGGCUCGGUUCCAGCUCCCCUGCGCCAUCCAUCGGCCGACCAACAUCGUGGGCGAAGGCAUGCACGGCACCGAUUUCAUGCAGGGUCUCAUCCAGUGGUCCUUGCGCACACUCCAGGUCCCAGCCCUCCCCCACUGGACGGGCUUCUUCGACUUUGUGUCCGUCACGGACGUGGCGAUGGAGAUC